AUGGUCUGGGGUCGCAAGCAAAAUGACCAAAAUCCCUCGGAAGAGCUGGAGCCCGUCACCCGCGAAAAGCUCCCUACCAAACUGCAGAAGAUAGUCGAUGGCGACGACGACUUUUACGACGACCUCUACUCGCCUUACUCCAUCGACUCAACAGACACACCCUACCGGUACGCCGCCUAUGCAAACCGCAUCCGAACAAUCCUCCUCUCCGCGCACCGCUACGUAGCCUACACAAGCGACAUAGGCGAAUCCUUCCGCCCAAUCGCACACCCCUACCUCGUGCGUUCUGCCUAUGCCAUCUCCUGGGCCUAUUUGCUUGGCGACGUCAGCCACGAGGGGUACAAGGCAUACUUGCGGAACCGGCGUGCUCUCGAGACGCCUGGCGAAGCGUAUAAGAAUGCGAGCGCGAGUGUUUCGAGUGAGAUUAAGGGCAUGGCGACUGGGAAUUUGAGCGCGCCUUUGUCACCUGCGGCCCCAGGCGAGGAAGGGGAAGGGGUGUCCUGGCCGACGACAAGCAUUUCGCUGGCCGAGGAUUAUCGCAUGGUUAUGGCGAAGAGAGCUGUAUUCCAGAGUAUUGCGAGUAUGGGGUUGCCGGCUUUUACUAUCCAUUCCGUUGUUAAGUAUUCCAGUCGCAUGGUUAAAGGGGUUAAGAUGGGUUUUGUGAGGACUUGGGUUCCUAUUGGGCUCGGUCUCUCCGUCGUCCCGUUCCUACCGUAUAUAUUCGACCACCCCGUCGAAGAAGCCGUUGACUGGGCAUUUGGCACGGCGCUGCGUGUUUACGGAGGCGAGGACGCUGUGAGGCCUUUACCUGCUCAUGCGUUGAGAGGUGAGGCUGAGGCUGAGGGUAGUCUGGUCUCUGCUGCGAAGCAGCUUUCUUGGGAGGAGUAUAAGAGUGAGAGGCAGCAGGCUAGGGAGGAACGGAAGGAGCGUGCUUCUGUUUCGAAGUCGGUUGGUGGGUGGUUUGGGCUUGGAAAGGAGAAGAAGGAGUAG
Molecule: messenger RNA, 990 nt
Organism: Penicillium argentinense
Lineage: Eukaryota; Fungi; Ascomycota; Eurotiomycetes; Eurotiales; Aspergillaceae
Exons: 3
Coding region: 1-990 (329 amino acids)
Biological process (GO): mitochondrial fission
Cellular component (GO): mitochondrion
Source: RefSeq, a predicted model, not a curated record